This is a messenger RNA of Emericellopsis atlantica, 750 nucleotides long. RefSeq lists its product as uncharacterized. Gene Ontology annotation, molecular function: oxidoreductase activity, acting on NAD(P)H, oxygen as acceptor. The record is from RefSeq and is a predicted model, not a curated record. The transcript has 4 exons. Lineage: Eukaryota; Fungi; Ascomycota; Sordariomycetes; Hypocreales; Bionectriaceae. Gene Ontology annotation, cellular component: intracellular anatomical structure. The coding region runs from base 1 to 750 and encodes 249 amino acids.
AUGUCUCCAAAAGUCUUCAUCGUUACCGGCGCCAGCAAGGGCCUCGGCGCAGCCAUUACCCAGCGUCUGCUCAGCCAAUCUCACAAGGUUGUCGUUGUCGCAAGAUCUGAAGAGCCAUUGCAGGCUCUCAAGAGAGCGCACCCUGACCGGGUGGAAUACGUCGCAGGCGAUAUGACAGACACAGCGAUUGCUGGCAGAAUCGUCGACGCUGCGGUCAAGGCCUUCGGCCAGAUUGAUGGCCUCAUUAUCAACCACAGCGUACUUUCUCCUCAGAGACUUUCUGAUGUCCCGCUCGAACAGUUCCGGCACAUCUACGACGUCAACGUGUUCAGCCAGCUUGCAAUUGCACAAGCUGCCCUCGCAGAGAUUAAAAAGAGCAAAGGGACCAUUCUUUCUGUAUCAACGGGCGCUGUGAACAUGUCCUUCGCCGCGUGGGGAUCCUACGCUUCUUCCAAGUCAGCCGUCAAUGUCCUCUCCGCUCACCUUGCGGUCGAGGAGCCAGAUAUCACCACCAUUGCCAUUGAUCCAGGUCUGAUGGACACCGACAUGCAAGCAACGAUUCGCUCUGAAGGCAAGGCUAGCAUGAGCCAAUCUCAGCACGACAUGUUUGUCGGAUUCCUUGAUCAAGGCGCACUCAUGAAGCCAGAGCAGCCAGGCAAUGUGAUCGCCGCGUUCGUGGCUGAGCCUUCGAAGGAGCUCAGUGGGAAAUUCUUGCCCUGGAACGCGGAAGAGCUGGCCAAGUACCAGUAG